AUGAGAAUCAGAGUCCGUGGGCCUUUGGGUCAGUCGACUGUUACCCUGGACGACUCCGCAACCAUCAAAGAUCUCCAAAUCCAAAUUGCGGAGAAGACUGGCCUUGCUACCUUUAACGUCAAAUAUGGAUACCCCCUCAAACCACUCAAGCUUGACAGCUUCCAACCAGAUCAAGGGAUCCUAGAAGCUGGGAUAAAUUUGAAUGGAGAGUCACUCAUCAUCGCACAGAAAGAGGGUGCCACCCGGGGCGUGAGCGACGAUGCACCAACAACCCGAACAGCGCCGUCGCAACCAUUACAACCAUCAAUGUCGCAAACGCCACAAGAAAACAACGCCAAAGACCCGCCAGAAAUCGCGUCCCCAGAACAUGCUGGGACGUUUGUUCUCCGGGUAAUGCCCGACGACAACUCGUGCCUCUUCCGAGCAGUGGGCGCUGCAGUCAUGGACAAUAUGGAUACGAUGGUUGAGCUACGAUCAAUCAUCGCAGGAGCUAUUCAAUCGAAUCCAACAGAAUAUACAGCAGCAAUUUUGGGCAAAAACCCCGACGAAUACUGUACCUGGAUCCAGAACGAGGACUCGUGGGGUGGCGCCAUCGAACUCAAGAUUCUCAGUGAAUACUUCAAUAUCGAGAUAUGCUCCAUCGAUGUACAAACUCUGAAUAUGUUCCAGUUUAAUGAGGGAGCACCGACACGGUGUAUUGUGGUGUACUCAGGGAUUCACUACGAUGUCCUCGCGCUAUCCCCCUCUCGCCCGCCCUAUACUCGUGCCAACCCACUGGCGCACAACGAUGUAAAGAUCUUUGAGGCGUUUGAUCCGGUUGUUUUGCAAAAGGCUAAAGAAUUGUGCCGGGUGCUACAAGACAAGCACUAUUACACGGACACUUCUGGGUUUACUGUUCUCUGCAACGUCUGCGGAGGCACAUUCACUGGAGAGAGAGGUGCUGCGAAGCAUGCUGCGGAGACCGGGCAUUACGAUUUUGGAGAGGCGAGCUAG
Messenger RNA from Penicillium vulpinum, 993 nucleotides. RefSeq names its product ubiquitin-specific protease OTU1. Gene Ontology annotation, molecular function: cysteine-type deubiquitinase activity. The coding region runs from base 1 to 993 and encodes 330 amino acids. The record is from RefSeq and is a predicted model, not a curated record. The transcript has a single exon. Gene Ontology annotation, biological process: protein deubiquitination; endoplasmic reticulum unfolded protein response. Gene Ontology annotation, cellular component: cytosol; nucleus. NCBI's taxonomy places the organism in Eukaryota, Fungi, Ascomycota, Eurotiomycetes, Eurotiales, Aspergillaceae.